Molecule: messenger RNA, 7799 nt
Organism: Gorilla gorilla gorilla (western lowland gorilla)
Lineage: Eukaryota; Metazoa; Chordata; Mammalia; Primates; Hominidae
Product: zinc finger protein 37A
Exons: 9
Coding region: 1725-3302 (525 amino acids)
Biological process (GO): regulation of DNA-templated transcription
Molecular function (GO): RNA polymerase II cis-regulatory region sequence-specific DNA binding; DNA-binding transcription factor activity, RNA polymerase II-specific
Source: RefSeq, a predicted model, not a curated record
AUGUAGUGUGCACUUUCUGGCCCCCGUCGCGGGAGCCGCUUCGGGCCUUCUGGGCAUGUCUGCCGUAUGGCUCCAGGUUUGUUUUUCUCCCCGGCAGUCUGAGGGGGAGGGCUCCCGGCAUCUCCUGGCGUCCGGGUAGAGGACGCGGAGGGUCGCAGCUUCAUUGCCUGAUGUCUUAGGGAAGUAUUUUGAAGUCAUCGUGGCUGUGGAUUGAGGAAUUUCUUGUUUCCACUGACCUGUGAGGCCGCGCGCGCGGAGGGAGGCACCCCAGGCCCUCCGGCACUGUCCAGCCUCGCCUGUGUCCCCAGUAGCACCAGUGGGCAUUUUCAGAGGGUCCAGCUCGUGGCUCAAGUGACAGGAAGAUGUAGGAGCUUUCUGUCUUGGAUGAGGAUUCGAACUGAAGGGCUUAGGCCCAGCUGUCUUGGAGCAAAGCAGCUGUUGUGGGAUGCUGAGCUGCUGGCGCACUGCAGCACAACUAGAGAUGUACGGAUGCCCCCAUCUUGAUCUUACAGAAACAGAGGUACAGCCGUGAGAAAGAGUCAAGAACAGACAGAGUCGCUUGAGGACUCAGGAGGGUGUUUGCUGCGUUGACAACAGACUACACCCUCACAGUUUGCUCUGCUCUUCCAACACCAGUGGAAGAUGAUCACAUCCCAGAGUUUCACUCUUUUUGCCCAGGCUGCAGUACAGUGGUGUGAUCUUGGCUCACUGCACCCUCCGCCUCCCAGGUUCAAGUGAUUCUCCUGUCUCAGCCUCCCGAGUAGCUGGGAUUACAGGCGCCUGCCACCAUGUCUGGCUAAUUUUUGUAUUUUUAGUAGAGACAGGGUUUCACCAUGUUAGCCAUGCUGGUCUUGAACUCCUGACCUUGUGAUCCUCCUGCCUUGGCCUACCAAAGUGCUGGGAUUACAGGCAUGAGCCACCGCACCUGGCCCAUUUUGUUUUCUAGUAGUGUUCAGAGAGUAUUUGUUUUGUUUUCAUAGUUAGGCAAAUAUUAACAUUUAAUUUUGGAAUGCUCUUUUUUUAGUCUGUGAUUUUUUUUUUUUUUUUUUUUUUUGAGAUGGAGUCUCACUCUGUCACCCAGGCUGGAGUGUGGUGGCACAGUCUUGGCUCACUGCAAUCUCUGCCUCCUGGGUGCAAGCGAUUCUCCUCCCUCAGCCUCCCAAGUAGCUGGGAUUACAGGCGUCCACAGUCAGGCAUGGCUAUUCUUUGUCUUUUUAGUAAAGAUGGGGUUUUACCAUGUUGGCCAGGCUGGUUUUGAACUCCAAACCUUAGGUCUCUUCCAAGCUUCAGAAUCAUCUCUGUAGCCUUCCACUGGAUAUGCUCACUUCCAUGACAUGAAGACAUUCCAAGAGUAGCAUGGCCUGCAUGUGUCUUACUGUCACUCUGCACUCUCCCCUCCCCCAACACCCACCCUCCUGGUUCUAAUUUUCAGACCUUCUAAGGCCUCUAUGCAGGCCCUCUGGAAGUAGCCCUUCCUCUCUUCCUCUGCUUAGUGAAUUCCCUCUUCCACAUCUCCACUGCUGCCCCUUGGUAUAGACAAUCUACCUCUAAUGCUGCUCUCCAGCAGUCUCAACUCUACUUUGGUGGCAUUGCUUCCUCAGUGAAAACUGAAUUAUGUUACAGAGAUUCAGGGAUCAGUGUCGUUUAGGGAUGUGACUGUGGGCUUCACUCAAGAGGAGUGGCAGCAUCUGGACCCUGCUCAGAGGACCCUGUACAGGGAUGUGAUGCUGGAGAACUACAGCCACCUUGUCUCAGUAGGGUAUUGCAUUCCUAAACCAGAAGUGAUUCUCAAGUUGGAGAAAGGCGAGGAGCCAUGGAUAUUAGAGGAAAAAUUUCCAAGCCAGAGUCAUCUGGAAUUAAUUAAUACCAGUAGAAACUAUUCAAUAAUGAAGUUCAAUGAGUUUAACAAAGGUGGAAAAUGUUUCUGUGAUGAAAAGCAUGAAAUAAUUCAUUCUGAAGAGGAACCUUCUGAAUAUAAUAAAAAUGGGAACAGCUUCUGGCUGAAUGAAGACCUCAUUUGGCAUCAGAAAAUUAAAAAUUGGGAACAAUCUUUUGAAUACAUUGAAUGUGGGAAAGCUUUCCCUGAGAAUUCACUCUUCCUUGUACAUAAGAGAGGUUACACAGGACAGAAAACCUGCAAAUAUACUGAACAUGGGAAAACCUGUGAUAUGUCAUUUUUCAUCACUCAUCAGCAGACACAUCCAAGAGAAAACCACUAUGGUAAUGAAUGUGGAGAAAAUAUCUUUGAGGAAUCCAUUCUCCUUGAACAUCAGAGUGUUUACCCAUUCAGCCAGAAGUUAAAUCUCACUCCAAUUCAGAGAACCCACUCAAUUAACAAUAUUAUUGAAUAUAAUGAGUGUGGAACAUUUUUCAGUGAAAAAUUAGUCCUUCAUUUACAACAGAGAACACAUACAGGAGAAAAACCUUAUGAAUGUCAUGAAUGUGGAAAAACCUUCACCCAGAAGUCAGCCCACACAAGACAUCAGAGAACACACACAGGGGGAAAACACUAUGAAUGUCACAAAUGUGGGAAGACCUUCUAUAAGAAUUCAGACCUCAUUAAACAUCAAAGAAUUCAUACAGGGGAGAGACCUUAUGGAUGUCAUGAAUGUGGGAAAUCCUUCAGUGAAAAGUCAACCCUUACUCAACAUCAAAGAACACACACAGGGGAGAAACCAUAUGAAUGUCAUGAAUGUGGGAAAACCUUCUCAUUUAAGUCAGUCCUUACUGUGCAUCAGAAAACACACACAGGGGAGAAGCCCUAUGAAUGCUAUGCAUGUGGGAAAGCCUUUCUCAGAAAAUCAGACCUCAUUAAACAUCAAAGAAUACACACAGGUGAAAAACCUUAUGAAUGUAAUGAAUGUGGGAAGUCAUUCUCUGAGAAGUCAACCCUUACUAAACAUCUAAGAACUCACACAGGUGAGAAACCUUAUGAAUGUAUUCAGUGUGGAAAAUUUUUCUGCUACUACUCCGGUUUCACAGAACAUCUGAGAAGACACACAGGGGAGAAACCUUUUGGAUGUAAUGAAUGUGGGAAAACCUUCCGUCAGAAGUCGGCCCUAAUUGUUCACCAGAGAACUCAUAUAAGACAGAAACCCUAUGGAUGUAAUCAAUGUGGAAAAUCAUUCUGUGUGAAGUCAAAACUCAUUGCACAUCAUAGAACACACACAGGGGAGAAACCCUAUGAAUGUAAUGUUUGUGGAAAAUCAUUCUAUGUUAAGUCAAAACUAACUGUACAUCAGAGAAUACACUUGGGGAGAAACCCUAUAAAUGUAGUAAACGAGGGAAAUUACUCUGGGUGAAGUCAGAACUUUGUAGAACACAGAACAUAAAGGGUGAGAGAAAUCUGUUAAUAUAAUGAUAAUGAGAACACCUUUGCCCUGAAGUCAGUUCUCACAGUAUAGAAGAGAACUUAAAGAGGGAAAAAAAACAAUAUGAAGAUAGGGAAUGCAGGAAAACAUUAUUCUGGAAUUUGGACCAUACACUAUGUUACAAAACUAAAAGUGGAAAAAACUUAUUGGUGAAUGAAUAUAGGAAACAUUUAGCCCAAUGCCACUCUUCAUUAAACAUCAGAGAAUUCACACGGGUUGAAACCUGGGUCAGCAUCCCUAGGUUGAGAAGGGAUGCAUUUUUCUGCUACUACUACAGUUUCAAAGAAUACCUGAGAAGACACACUUGGAGAAACCUUUUGGGUGUAAUGAAUGUGGGAAAACCUUUCAUCAGAAGUCAGCUCUAAUUGUUCACCACAGAACUCAUGUAAGACAGAAACCCUAUGGAUGUAAUGAAUGUGGAAAAUCAUUCUGUGUGAAGUCAAGAGGCCAGAGAAAAUGCACAAACUGUAGGAAACUAUAGGAAAGCAUUUACUAUGAGGUUAUAUUUUAUGGAGUAUAUGUAAUAAGAAGUAGCUUCUCAGUGAACAUCAGAUAGUAGAGAAAGUAUUUUUAACUGUAUCCAAUGUGUGGAUGUUUUAAGUUAAAAUCUAAAUUUAAUAUAGAACAGAGGUGUUGAAUUGCAGGAUAUUUAGCAAUUUAAGAAAAUGUGGAAAAAAUAUUUUUAUUGAGAAAUAGCAUUUUACUUUGUUAAUAUCUAGUUUAGUUCAUUGUCAAGACUGCUAUUUUCUAAGAGACUUCUAAAGACGCCACUCAAGCCAAUGGCUAUAAGUAGUUCAAAGGUUUAUUGCUUAGCCAUAUGAAAAAUAAGGGAAGAUUUUUUAGCAAGGGGACCCACAAACAAGAGUGCUCUUGUAUGUCCAGAAGAAAGAGAAAGACCCUCAAUCAGGGGCCAUAGUACAGGAGCCCACCAGCAGGAUUUUUGAAUAAUCCUAGGGCAGACUAAAUUCAGACGACCCGUCUCAGAAUGGUGGAUCAAAGCAGCAAGUCAAUUUGCCUUGUAUGCAACUUAUGAGGAUUAGUAGAAGAGAGUGGGUCCAGAUUUCUGGUGGUUUCUGCCCUGCAGAUGUCUAACACAUAAGCUAGGACAUUCUGCUGUGAGUGACUUACUGUACCCAACUCUAUUUCUCUCCAUACUGAAACAUGUCUUUCAUAGGUGAUACAACUUUUUAAAAUGUACAUGUAGAUAUAACUUAAAUAUGGAGCUUUCAAAAAGCACAAAUUGGCUGGGCAUGGUGGCUCACGCCUGUAAUCCCAGUACUUUGGGAGGCUGAGGUGGGCAAAUCACCUGAGGUCAGGAGUUCCAGACCAGCCUGGCCAACAUGAUGAAACCCUGUCUCUACUAAAAAUACAAAAAUUAGCCGGGCAUGGUGGUGCACACUGGUAGUCCUGGCUACUAGACAGGUUGAGGUGGGAGGAUCACUUGAACCUGGGAGGUGGGUGUUUCAGUGAGCUGAGAUCAUGCCACUGCACUCCAGCCUGAGUGACACAGAGAGAUUCAAAAAAAAAAAAAAAAGCAAAAAUAUACUUUGCUAUUGGGUAAGGUAUACUAGUUGGCAGCAGAAUGGACCCAUUGAGGAUAACUAUAAAAUUACAGAAAAUAUUUAAAUGCAACUUAUUGCUAUAGAAGCAAAGAGGACUAAAGGGCAAAAUUCUAGAGAGUGGUAAAUCUCAGAAAGCACAAGCAUAGAAUGCAGCUCUGGGGGCCCUUUCCACUUCUGGCUAUAGGGAAGAACCUGAAUACUGAACUUGAUUCAGGCAGAGGACCAUAACCUGGGGGUCAGGGGAAGGCAUGGGGGGGACCAGGAACCAGGAGAACAAUCAAGACUGCAAUGGAAAAAAUGGAUACAUUAGGGGCUUCAAACACAUAAUUUCUCAAGAAAUUUCCAGAUGUCUCAUGCUGCAUAGGGCAGGAGCCUGAAAAGCUAAUUUGCGAAGAUAGUAAGUAGGAUUUUUGUUUUGUUUUGCAUUUUGCAGUACAAAGGAGAAAUGAUUAGAACUUAGGAAGUGCCAGCGGGUUGGUGAACAUGCCAUCAGUAAAAGCCCUGGAAACAAGGUCAUACUAGAGAUUGGUUGUGCCUUGUCACAACUGCAAACAAUACUGAGUGGAAUAUUCAAAAACUUGCUUAGAAAGAAAACUCUAGGAACAGAUGGCUUCACUGAAGUUAUUCCAGAUAUUUAAGAAAUAAUACCAGGCUUUUAUAAACUUUUCUAGAAGAAAAAAGAUGGAACUUUUCCAAUUCAGUUUUUGAGGCCAGUACAACCUUGAUACCAAAACCUAAAAAAAAAAAAAAAAAAAAAAAAAAAAACCCAUAAAGCUAUAGACCAAAGUCUCAUAGAUUUAGAUGCAAAAUCCUAAAAUUGAAAAAAACAUCUAGCCAUAUCCAUAAACUAUAUCAUCACCAAGAGAUGUUUAUUAGGGCAAUCAAAAGAUUUAUUAUUUUAAAAAAAUCAAUGUGGACUUCCAUUCCUCUUUCUUUUGACUCCCCCCUUUGACUUUUCAUGUAUUCCUUCCCCAGAGUGGAGGAGUUAGACUUGCCUCGUGGGAUGAGAGGAGUUGUGGCUUUGUGUCUGCUGGCACCAAGAGGGCUGAGGGUGAGGUGUGGAAGGGACAGGGGGAGGAGAUGGGCAGCAUUGUUCAGAGAUUGGUAACACUGAGCAAAUAAAUAUGUUGAGAAUGAUGACAGCAAGAUUUCUCCAUUAAAGAAGGUAUUUAUAAAAAUAGGAAUGAGGAGAGCUAGAAAACCUGGAGUGUGGCAUUAGAAUAGAACUCAUAUCUUUUAAAUAUAUAGGAACAAAUAAAGAAAUUGUUGUGUGUGCACAUAUGCAUAUAUUUUGUGUUCAUUCUACUGAGAGGACCUAAACACAAUGACAUCUCAGUAACAGUAAGCCCACCAACUGCCAAGUUAUUAGUUCCUAAAUACUAUCCACAAAAAAGGGGAACAGGGAUGAUUCCUAGUCAGAGAUUGGGAGAAAUACAAGAUAAGCCUGAAUCAUCUCAUGUACCUAACAGUAAGAAAAUACUCUGGCUGGUCUCAGUGGCUCAUGCCUGUAAUUCUAGCAUGUUAGAAGGUCAAGGUGGGUGGGUUGCUUGAGCUCAGGAGUUUGAGACCAGCCUGGGCAACAUGGCACAAUUGUCUCUACAAAAAAUACAAAAAUUAGCCAGGCAUGGUGGCAUGCACCUAUAGUCCGAGGUACUCAGGAGGCAGAGACGUGGGAGGAUCACUUGAGCCUGGGAGAUUGAGGCUGCACUGAGCUGUGAUCGUGCCACUGUACUCUAGCCUGGAAGACAGAGUGAGACCCCGUCUCAGGAAAAAAGAAAAAAAAAGAUGUCAUUCAGCAGGUUAAUGGAUAAACUGUGGAACAUCCAGAAAACUUUAACAUUCUUCAAAGAAAUAGAAAACACAAUCCUAAAAUUUAUAUGGGAACCACAAAAGACUUAGAAUAGUCAGCUAUCCUGAGCAAAAGGAAUCAAACUGGAAGAAUCAUAUUACCUGACUUCCAAUUAUUCAACAGAGCUACAGUAACCAAAACAGCAUGAUACUGGCAUAACAAUAGACACAUAGGAACAGAAUAGACAACCCAGAAACAAAUUCAUACAUCUAUGGUGACCUCACUUUUGACAAAGGAAUGAAGAACAUACAUUGGGGAAAAGAUAAUGUCUUUAAUAAAUGGUGCUGGGAAAACUGGAUAUCCAUAUGCAGAAGAAUGAAACUAGACCCCCAUCUCUUAGCAUAUACAAAAAUCAAAAUUAAUUAAAAAGUUAAAUAUAAGACCUCAAACUAUGAAACAGCUAAAAGAAAACAUCGGGGAAUCUCUCCAGGACAUUGGAGUGGGCAAAGAUUUCUUGUGUAAUACCUGGCAAACAGGCAACCAAAGCAAAAGUGGACAAAUGGGAUCACAUCAAGUUAAAAAUCUUCUGCAUUGCAAAGGAAACAACAAAGUGAAGAGACAACCCAUAGAAUGUGAGAUAAUAUUUGCAAACUAUCCAUCUGUAUUAGGCCAUUUUUGAAGUACUACAAAGAAAUACUUGAGACUGAGUAAUUUAUAAAGAAGAGGUUUAAUUGGCUCACGGUUUUGCAGGCUGUACAGGAAGCAUGGUGCUAACAUCUGAUCAGCUUGUAGGGAGGCAUCAGGAAGUUUCCAACCAUGGUGGAAGGCAAAAGGGGAAUAAGUAUCUCACAUGGCAGGUGCAGGGGCAAAGAGAGGGGGGAAGGGAAGUGCCACACAACCAGAUCUUGUGAGUACUCAGAUUUUGUGAGGGGUGCUUGAGGUCAUGGAUACCCAUUUACCCUGAUGUGUUUAUACACAUUUCAUACCUGUAUUAAAAUAUCUCAUGUACCCCAUAAACAUAUACACCUACUUUGUACCCACAAAAAUUUAAAAAUAAAGUUAAUUUCAAUGUUUAAA